AUUAUAAUUUGAGAAAAGCAACGGGUUAAAAUAAUGAAAAUUACUGCAAUGUUUCACUGUCCAAUUGACUCAGAUCGCAACGGAAGAAUGAGCAGCAAUCGUUAAAUAAACUUAGGCGAACUCCAAAACGUCACGGCAGACUCGGCUUUCCUAUGACGUCACGUCCGCCGUUUAAAGAUGGCUGACAUCAACAACGAAGGCGGUCAUUCUUUCAAGUUUUGUGGCUUUACGCUGGACUGUUGGUUGCAGAGGGGAAAUGAGUCGUUAUCUUCAACACCGCUAGCAGUCUGAGCGUCGUUCGGCAGCCACUCAUAUUUUGAUCAUGAGUAGCCGCAGAAAGAGGGCCCCUCCAUCGAGGGUGGAUGAGGAGGAGAAGAAGCGUUUGAACUGGAACAUGCUUGAUGACAGGAAGAAUGAAACUGUCCAUGAGGUCGAUGACCUGUCGGCAACCUGCUCCUACCUUCAUCAUGAAGCAUCUUCCAGCAGCUCCACUCAAGACUCUACCUCCACGAGCUGUGUCCAGUUGGCAGAGACGCUUCCAAGCAUGUCCUCAGAAACCGGGUCUGUGUCUGUGUCCCUGGCUCUCACUGUCAUGCCAGUCACAAAGCUGAGCCAUAUCUGGAAAGCGCUCAUUGGCGAGUUCUGCGUCCGUCCUGCUUGGCUCCCCACAAACUGUGAACGAAGAACAUUUACCCUCCACAAGAUAGGUGACCAGCUCUGUGUGAGCUACAGCAGUAAUGAGGAGAGCGUUGGCUUGCUGAGCAGCUCCAACCAAGAGACUUGUACAGCUGAGUGCAGCUUGACUCAGAUCAGUUUGGAGGACAUCGACUGGCUACAGAAGAGGAGAGUAGUUCAGCUGUGCUUUCUGCAGAAAGACGUUGAUCUCAAGGUAGGGAUAUACCUGUUGGAGACUGGCCUGGGUAAACCAGAGUUUCUCAGUGAAGGAAAUGCUCGGCUGAAGAAAGCUAAUCAACUGAUGCAGAAGAUGAUGGAGUACCUGUACGAUUUUAUCAUUCCUGAGGUUGUUGAAAAUGAGGAGGAGGAAUGUGACACCGACCUCGAACGGCAGAACAUUGAGGAGCUGUACGAUUAUGUCCGUCAUCUUCACCAGAUGGAGCGCCACGAGUCCACUUGCGACGUCCAACACAAAGCUCUCAUUCCCAUCCUGAGGCCGUAUCAGAGCCAGGCCGUCAACUGGAUGUUGAGAAGAGAGAAAUGCAGGAUGUCUUCACCAAAAGAACAAACCCUACAUUUUCUCUGGCGAGAGUUGAUCUCUUUAUGUGGCAAGAAGUUGUUCUACAAUCCAUUCACCGGCUGUAUAAUCCGAGAGUUUCCUUUGGCUGGUGUGGAAUGGCCGGGUGGAAUCCUGGCGGAUGAGAUGGGUCUUGGGAAGACAGUUGAAGUUCUGGCUCUAAUACUGCUUCAUGGCCGACAAGACCUGGAGCAGGAGGGUCUCACGAUGCCUGUGGGAAAAUCUGUGAAUUAUUUUGUCCCUUCUCCUCCGCUGGAGAAGAAAAAAGUUUGCCACCCCAGGCCAGACAGUCAACCGAAAAUGAAGACAUCAUACCCAACCGUGAGAGUCAUGUUGCUCACUGCCAUAAAGGAGAUGAGAACAGGCAAAGGUGCCUCGGUCAAUGCCGUCUUCACUUACAUACGCGCUACAUACGGGUAUGACCUUCUGAAGAACCGCAAGCACAUCAAAAAGACUUUGACCAAGCUGGUUGACGAUGGCCUUGUUGAGCGGGUCAAAGGUCGUGGGUUGGCAGGCUCCUUCAAGCUGGGGAAGAACUACAAAGACAAAUUGUUAGCAGGAGCAUCCAAGUUUAAUCAAAGGAAUACAGAGAGCUCGCCCAGAAAGACAUUUCAGAGGCGAGCCAAGGAGAAGGCAGAAGUGGCGCUUCUAAACUCUCUUUCAGACGAGCCAUACGAUCAGAACUCUUCUCUAUCAGAGUGUUCGAGGCUCAAAGGAGCAGGAUGGGACGAAGGGCUGAGUGAGAGAGCUGAGAUUUCAGAUGGAGCAGAAGAGACGACGUACCUGCCUAAAGCUGACCCAGAAGAGAUGCCCAGCUUGUUCCACCUGUCAGAAGAAACAUCGCAGUCCAACUCACAAGAGGAGUCUGAACCCCCCACCAUCGCGUCAGUGGCCCCCUUCAAUACGCCCGACUACAGAUUUGAGUGCAUCUGCGGCGAACUGGGUGUCAUCGACUACAAAGCUCGAGUCCAGUGUAUGAACUGUCAGCUCUGGCAGCAUGCAGACUGUGUUAACUACAAAGAGGAGAGCCUGGAGACAACGCCAUUCUACUGCCCUCACUGCCUCGUCGCUAUGAAACCCGUGUCCACCGGCGCCACGCUCAUCAUCUCACCAAGCUCAAUUUGUCACCAGUGGGUGGAAGAAAUCAGCCGGCACAUCCGCUCGUCCUCGCUGCGAGUGCUGGUUUAUCAAGGGGUCAAGAAGCAUGGCUUCAUCCAGCCUCACAUGCUCGCUGAGCAGGAUGUGGUCAUCACAACCUACGACGUGCUUCGCUCAGAGCUCAACUACGUGGACAUUCCUCACAGCAACAGUAAAGACGGACGACGUUUCCGCAACCAGAAGCGUUACAUGGCUGUCCCAAGCCCCCUGGUGGCUGUAGAGUGGUGGCGCAUUUGUUUGGACGAGGCCCAGAUGGUGGAGUGCCCGACAGCGAAGGCUGCUGAGAUGGCUUUGCGUUUGGCAUCUGUCAAUCGUUGGUGUGUGAGUGGGACCCCUGUUCAGAGAGGCUUAGAAGAUCUUUAUGGGCUGUUCCUCUUUCUGGGAGUCGACCCAUACUGGGUGAAAUACUGGUGGGAGCAGCUGUUGUAUCGGCCCUAUCGCCGUGGCAACACAGAGCCGCUCUACAAUGUUGUUGCACAGUUGCUGUGGCGAUCCGCCAAGAAAGAUGUCAUCGAUCAGAUCCAGAUUCCUCCUCAGACUGAGGAGGUCCACUGGCUGCACUUCUCGCCCGUGGAGGGUCACUUCUAUCACCGUCAGCAUGAGGUCUGCUCCCAGGACGCUCUGGUCAAACUCAGAAAGAUCUCGGACUGGAGUCUGAAGCUGGGCAGCCUGGACCGCCGCACGGUCAACACCAUACUGUGUCCCCUCCUGAGGCUGCGACAGGCCUGCUGUCAUCCCCAGGCUGUGAGGGGGGAGUUCCUGCCCCUCCAGAAAAGCACCAUGACGAUGGAGGAGCUCCUCAAGUCCCUGCAGAAGAAAUGUCGAGUGGAGUGUGAAGAAGCUCACCGACAAUUGGUGUGCGCACUGAAUGGCCUGGCUGGAAUCCACAUCAUCAGAAAUGAGUUUGUGGAGGCGGCAGAGAUGUAUCGAGAGGUGCUUCGCUCAUCAGAGGAACAUAAAGGCAGGCUGAAAACGGAUUCAUUACAGCGGCUUCACGCCACUCACAACUUAAUGGAGCUGCUGAGUGCAAAACAUCCUGGUAUUCCUCCGACGCUGAGAGAUGACCGGCUGAGCGAGGAGGCCGAGCAGCUGCGUCAGCACUAUAUGACCAAGUACGACUCGGAGGUGGCAGAUGCUCAUCAGGCUCUGCAGCCGGUUUUGCAGAACAUCAAGGAGUUGAAACGCAAAGUCAAGCUGAACUCCCCCUGGUGGCUGGAUGUCAUUCAGAGGGCGAUCCGAUGCUCCACCGAUGAAGAUCUUGUAUCCCGUGUGAAGAAUGAACUGACGUGCAACUUCAAACAACAAGCCAACAAGCUGUCCAUGGCUGACAAGUUCCGUGACGGCAGUGGACUGCAGUUCAUCCUCACCACUCAAAUGGAAGAUCUGAUGAAGUCCCAGAAGACGGUUCGAGAAGCGGUGAAGAGCCUGGAAGGCCCGGCGUCCAAAGAAGUCAUCGAGGAGGCCACCAUCUGCCACCUGAGGCCCAUGAGGCUGCCGCUCAACAACUGCGUUUUUUGCAAAGCAGAUGAACUUUUCACCGACUAUGAGUCGAAGCUGUUUUCACACACGGUCAAAGGUCAGACAGCCAUCUUUGAAGAGAUGAUCGAGGAUGAGGAAGGACUGGUGGAUGAUCGCCUGCCGACCACCAGCCGAGGCCUGUGGGCGGCCAGCGAGACUGAGCGGACUCUGAAGGCCAUCCUGGCCUUCGCUAAAGCUAAGCGGCUGGACCCGGAGCUCGUGGGGGAAGGAACCACUUUCAUGGAGCUCUUCGAGAACUGGAAGAAGGAGUACAAGGUACUGCAUGAGUAUUGGAUGGUUCUGCGCAAUCACGUAUCUGCCAUCGACGAGCUGGGCAUGGCCACCGACAGGCUCCGCGUGCGUCUGCCAGACGAGCCCAAGCAGAAAGUGCUGCACAUCAUUGAGCCUCAUGAGGUGGAACAGAACCGAGUCAAGUUGUUGAAUGACCAGGCGGUAGCCAAGUCCCAGUUACAGAAGAAGCUGGGCCAGUUCCUGUACCUGAACAACCUGGAGAAGUCACAAGACAAAUCUGCAGAGGAACUCAACCCAGAGCCCUGUCCUAUCUGCGCCCGGCCUCUCGGGCAAGAGUGGGCUGUCUUGACCUGUGGACACUGCUUCUGCAACGAGUGCAUCGCCAUAAUUGUGGAGCAGUACAGUGUUGGUUCAAGGCGACGGGCCAUUAAAUGUGCUAUCUGCAGACAGACCACCUCCCAUGCCGAGAUCUCCUAUGUUUUCACCACCCAUUCCUCCAGUCAGGAUCAAGACAUCCCUGUUAAGGGGAGUCACUCCACCAAGGUGGAAGCUGUUGUGAGAACCCUGAAGAAGAUUCAUCUGACUGACCCUGGGGCCAAGUGUCUGGUCUUCUCCACGUGGCAGAGCGUGCUGGACAUCAUCGCCAAAGCUUUGUUUCACAACAACAUGGAAUUCUCCCAGAUUAACGGAAUACACAAAUUCCAGGAGAACUUGAGUUCCUUUAAAUAUGAGGAGAAAAUCAACAUCCUCCUUCUGCCGCUGCACACGGGCUCCAAUGGCCUGAACAUCAUCGAAGCCACACAUGUGCUGCUGGUGGAGCCCAUUCUGAACCCUGCUCACGAACUGCAGGCCAUCGGCAGGGUCCACCGCAUCGGCCAGACCAAACCAACGUUUGUGCACCGCUUCCUGAUCAAGUCCACAAUAGAGGAGCGGAUGCAGGCCAUGUUGAAGACUGCAGAGAAGAGCCACACCAGCACAGCCAUGAAACACUCGGAGGCCUCCGUGCUGACCGUCGCUGACCUCGCUGAUCUGUUCACCGAGGACUCCGAACCUUUGGAGUAAAUUUUGCUAGGACUCCGAUUUUAGCUGAGUUUUGUUCACAUUCCAGUUUUUAAAAAUCUGUGUUAGCGGGAAUGACUCUGUUGAUGAUGAAGUGUGUUGCGCCCCAGACGGUCAGAUCACUGACGGCUGGUGGGCGGCUGCUCCUUGUGCUGUCACUGUCACUGCAUUGUGCUCACAACGAUCAGGAAUUAAAUGUUUGUGUUGACCUUCCGCUGCUGUCCAGUUGUUCGUUGUGAAGGGUUUGUGUUUCUCAUAGAGUUUGAUGUGAAGCACUUGCUUGCUUUGAAAUCACCCUUUUACGCUGUUUUUAUGAUCAUAUGUGCCACACACAUGCACUCACAACUCCUUGUUGCACAUCCUGAAUUGCCCUCCAGUCUUAAUGGGGUUCCUUUGGUGCAAGUGACUGGUGUUCCCGCUCCAGUAAAGAUUUUAAAAUGCUCAGACAAAAGGUGCAGACAACAAAGAGCGUGAGCGACGUGCUGUUGUUGCUCCCUUACAUGGUAACCAGACGUCUUGUUGUAGUUGGGAUGGUUGUAAGAUGUUUACUGAAGAGAGCUGCACUGCAGUGGGCGGGGACAUGUGUGUUACCUUGGACUCCCUCAGACCCCUCUAUUCAUGUGCGGAAUCUCAUUGUUGGUGCGCACAUCACUCAAGCUGGUGUUUUAAGGCCGGACCGAGACUCUCACUCCAUUUGAGUUGGGCUUCAAGGGCUCAGACAGAGCAGCGCUGCAUCUCGAAGUGACAGCAGAGGACUUUCGGGAGGGGGAAGAACCUGCAGCACAGACCUGGAGGAGGAUGCCACCUGCCAGUUUGGUUUUAGCCUGCCUGCUGUUCUCCACGAGGAUGGUCAUCUGUGUCGUCCACCUGGAGCCAGAGGAGGAAGAGCUCAACGAAACCGUCGUGUGCACCAAUGACCACAUGGAGGUCGUCAUUCCAAGCGCCUUCUUCCUCAACAAAGUUCCUCCGGUUUAUGU
Molecule: messenger RNA, 6216 nt
Organism: Synchiropus splendidus (mandarinfish)
Lineage: Eukaryota; Metazoa; Chordata; Actinopteri; Syngnathiformes; Callionymidae
Gene: shprh
Product: SNF2 histone linker PHD RING helicase
Exons: 31
Coding region: 323-5242 (1639 amino acids)
Biological process (GO): protein polyubiquitination; nucleosome assembly; DNA damage response
Cellular component (GO): nucleus; nucleosome
Molecular function (GO): ATP binding; DNA binding; ATP-dependent chromatin remodeler activity
Source: RefSeq, a predicted model, not a curated record